Messenger RNA from Triticum aestivum (bread wheat), 1013 nucleotides. RefSeq names its product superoxide dismutase [Cu-Zn], chloroplastic. Gene Ontology annotation, molecular function: copper ion binding. The record is from RefSeq and is a predicted model, not a curated record. NCBI's taxonomy places the organism in Eukaryota, Viridiplantae, Streptophyta, Magnoliopsida, Poales, Poaceae. The transcript is spliced from 9 exons. The coding region runs from base 85 to 774 and encodes 229 amino acids. Gene Ontology annotation, biological process: superoxide metabolic process.
CCAAUAAAGCCCGCGCGGCCCCGAGCCCACCUUAUCGCCAGUCACCACCAACCCCCAAAAGUUCUUCCGCUCCCGACGACCGCCAUGGCCGCGCAGAGCCUCCUCUUUGCCGCCGCCGCGCCUCUCUUCCAGGUUCCUGCCUCUGCCCGCCCUUUCCAGUCGCUCCGAAUUGUCUCCACUCCAGGAGGCGCCACCGCCGCCGCCAGGGCGCUCGUCGUCGCCGACGCCACCAAGAAGGCAGUCGCGGUGCUCAAGGGCACCUCCCAGGUCGAGGGCGUCGUCACGCUCACCCAGGAAGACGACGGUCCCACGACGGUGAACGUUCGUAUCACUGGACUUGCUCCUGGACUUCAUGGCUUCCACCUCCAUGAGUUCGGUGACAUGACUAAUGGGUGCAUAUCAACAGGUCCACAUUUUAACCCAAACGGCCUGACACAUGGUGCACCAGAAGAUGAAGUCCGUCAUGCGGGUGACCUGGGAAACAUUGUUGCCAAUGCUGAAGGUGUGGCGGAGACAACCAUUGUCGAUAGCCAGAUUCCUUUGACUGGCCCUAAUGCAGUUGUUGGGAGAGCGUUUGUUGUUCAUGAGCUUGAAGAUGACUUGGGAAAAGGUGGGCAUGAGCUCAGCCUCAGUACUGGAAAUGCUGGUGGAAGACUUGCAUGUGGUGGUAAUCCCGGUGGCACGUCCUGUGGAAAGACGUCAGCAAACUCCUGCAAAAUGUUAGUGACAGCAGGAGGCAAAGAGGAAGGUGUUGUUGGCCUGACCCCGUUGUAGGUCGCUGGUUUCCAUCUCUGGUUUUGCAUCUCUAGUCAUACUUGUAACGACGCCAUUCUCGUUUUACCUGGAUUUCAAAUAUCGGAUGCUUAAUAGUUUCUGUUGAUCGUUUGUAUCAGUGUAAAGUUGAGUUUAUCAAAUAAAUGUUUGCACACUUUCGUCUUGUUGAGCUAUGAAGCGUGAACUUGGGAAUUUUGGUGUGCGUAAGCUAUAAAAUGCUAAGGAAUUAUAUUUGUGGA